AUGGAGGUUCGAAACGAUGAUGAUAUUCAUACAUAUCAUCAAGAGCAGCAACAGUCAUCACCCAACCCAUCCAAGCAAGUCAAGGCGUCUCCUAAUUCUGUUGAUACAAAUUCUGUUACCCGAAGGUUGCAGAAAGAGCUGAUGGCUCUCAUGAUGACUGGUGGUGAUCUCGGAGUGUCCGCCUUCCCUGAAGGGGAGAACAUAUUUACUUGGAUUGGUACCAUAGAGGGUGGCAAAGGAACCAUGUAUGAGGGUCUAUCUUACAAACUGUCAUUGCGCUUUCCCCUUGAUUAUCCUUUCAAGCCUCCUCAAGUUAAGUUUGAGACAAUGUGCUUCCAUCCAAAUGUUGACCAGUAUGGGAAUAUUUGUUUAGAUAUCCUUCAGGAUAAAUGGUCUUCAGCAUAUGAUUGCAGAACCAUUCUUUUAUCUAUCCAGAGUCUAUUAGGAGAACCCAAUAUAGAGAGCCCUUUGAACAAUUCCGCUGCUUCACUUUGGAAGAACCAGGAAGAGUACAAAAAAAUGGUACGAAAACAUUACACGGGCGGUGAAGCAUUUGAGAGCUAA
Molecule: messenger RNA, 564 nt
Organism: Fraxinus pennsylvanica
Lineage: Eukaryota; Viridiplantae; Streptophyta; Magnoliopsida; Lamiales; Oleaceae
Source: the annotation of a GenBank genome assembly